AUGUUCCUACUCUUUCGUGGCAACUCCUUGGCAUACAACAUAGGUGGUCUGUUGGUCUCAGCCGAAUCCUCGUCUUCUGUAGCUCGCCUCAAUGCCGUUGUGAAGAAUAAUUUGUUCACGCGGAAUAGCAAUAGUACAACUGUGGCCCUGUACGGGAACAACUAUCAGAUGGUCACUAUGCUCAAUAACAUAAUCUCUCACAACUAUGCUCUCUACCACGAUACGAUGAAAAUCCAGGACAUGUCUGUGAAUUUGACGAAAAACGUCUUUUUUGUUAAUGCUGGCUUGCACACUGUGGACUCGCAUGGAUACUCACGGAUAACUUCCGAAACGCAGACAUUCCUCUACAACAACUUCGAGGAUAAUAUUGCAUUGGGCCAUGGACAUCAGUACCUGGAACAAUUUGGUUAUCUGCCAGAAAAGGAGCAGGACGAGUUUCUGCGGAGACCCAGAAGACAGGUCAUAAACCAAGAGGGAGUAUCAUUUGAUUGGUGGACCCAUGUCGGCACGGAAACAGAGAGGUAUGACAUUGGCUCCAUUGAUGCUAGAUUGAAUUACUGGGGCUAUCCCGGUGUGGAAAGUGUGGCAGCUGGAAAGAUCAGAGAUUUCUCCGAUUAUCCUUACUUAAUCAAGGUCGAUUAUCAACCAAUCCUCGAGUCCAACUCGUCUCUCCUAGAAGGAGACUGCCCAGCAGGCUGGUUCCAAGCCGGUCUUGAAGAGUUCAAGUCUUGUUUCCUUUUUGUGGGAGCAGCUGCCACAUACGCUGACGCCACCCUUUACUGUGAAGCUAUGGGUGCUUUUGUCCCAUAUCUGCGAACUGAUGAUGUUCGUCAGAAGCAGUUAGCACAGAGGAUCGACCAGUUCAGCCAGCAGUACUUGACGGAUCCGGAAAGAUUUGACUCUUUUGCGCUCCGAUCUGAUACUGUUAUAUGGAUAUCAUCCGUUACAAUUCCAUCUACUCAGUGUGGUUGGCUCAGCACGAGAACGGGUAAAAUUGGCUCACAGAAUUGCAAUAACCUCAUGCCGUUCGUUUGUGAGAAAGGAACUCAGCCAUAUAUAGAGCCGGUCUUAUGGCGUGCUGGCAUCAUCAUUGCAGUGAUAAUAAUAGGGUUAUUGCUGGCGAUAUUGUUCCUUUUGGCUCUAUGUUGGUGUAUCAAGUCAAGGAGAAGAAAUGAAGAUAUCAUUGAGAGAAAGAACAUUAUAAGAGCUAGCAUUAAAUUGCAAAGGUUUGCCGAUUUCAGUUGA
Molecule: messenger RNA, 1245 nt
Organism: Strongylus vulgaris
Lineage: Eukaryota; Metazoa; Nematoda; Chromadorea; Rhabditida; Strongylidae
Source: the annotation of a GenBank genome assembly